AUGUCGUUCGGCGGGCAAACCCCCACCAUCAUCGUCCUGAAAGAAGGAACCGAUACCUCGCAGGGAAAGGGCCAGAUUGUCUCCAACAUCAAUGCAUGUUUAGCAGUUCAGGCAACCAUAAAGUCGACACUGGGUCCAUAUGGCGGUGAUUUGCUCAUGGUGGAUGAGAAUGGUAGACAGACCAUCACCAACGAUGGCGCUACGGUUAUGAAGUUGCUCGAUAUUGUGCAUCCGGCAGCCCGAAUCCUCGUCGACAUUGCGAGAUCACAAGACGCUGAAGUCGGCGAUGGCACAACGUCUGUGGUAGUAUUGGCGGGUGAGAUUAUGAAAGAGAUCAAGGAACACGUCGAGCAAGGUGUCAGCUCCCAGAUCAUCAUCAAGGGUCUACGGAGGGCGUCGACUAUGGCGGUGAACAAGAUCAAGGAGAUCGCAGUCCGAACCGACGAGGCUAGCAGAAGGGAGACCCUUGCCAAGCUUGCCGGCACAGCCAUGACGAGCAAGCUGAUCAAGCGAAACACCACUUUCUUCACUAAGAUGGUGGUCGACGCUGUCUUAUCACUCGACCAGGAUGACCUGGAUGAGAAACUCAUUGGCAUCAAGAAGAUCCCCGGCGGCUCUCUCACCGACUCGCUUUUCGUUAACGGUGUUGCGUUCAAGAAGACCUUCUCCUAUGCCGGUUUUGAGCAACAACCUAAAGUAUUCAGCAAGCCCAAGAUUGUCUGCCUGAACGUCGAACUUGAGCUCAAGGCGGAGAAGGACAACGCGGAGGUACGAGUCGAACAGGUUUCGGAAUACCAGGCUAUUGUUGAUGCCGAAUGGCAAAUCAUCUUCAAGAAGCUGGAAGCAGUAUACCAGACUGGCGCCAAAGUUGUCUUAUCCAAGCUGCCCAUCGGUGACUUGGCAACCCAAUACUUUGCCGACCGCGACAUCUUCUGUGCUGGCCGUGUAGCCGCCGCAGAUAUGGAACGUGUUGUUCAGGCCACUGGUGCCACGAUCCAGUCGACAUGCUCGGAUAUCCAAGCACAUCACCUUGGAACUUGCGGGUCUUUCGACGAGCGCCAGAUUGGUGGCGAGCGUUUCAACUUCUUCGAGGACUGUCCAGAGGCCAAGACGUGUACUCUUGUUCUGCGUGGUGGUGCCGAACAGUUCAUCGCAGAGGUCGAGCGCUCCCUGCACGAUGCUAUCAUGAUCGUCAAGCGAGCUAUCAAGAACCACAUGAUUGUUGGUGGUGGCGGUGCCUGCGAGAUGGAGAUUUCAGCUUACCUACACAACUUCGCCGACAAGAAGGUGCCGCACAAGCAACAGGCCAUCAUCAAGUCGUUCGCCAAGGCGAUGGAGAUCAUCCCCCGUCAACUAUGCGACAAUGCCGGAUUCGACGCUACCGACAUCCUCAACAAGCUGCGUGUAGAACACCGCAAGGGCAGCACGUGGGCAGGAGUUGAUUUUACGAAUGAGGGCGUUGCGGAUAUGAUGGAACGAUUUGUGUGGGAGCCCGCGUUGGUGAAGAUCAAUGCUAUCCAGGCAGCUACGGAGGCAAGUUGUCUAAUACUAGGUGUGGACGAGACAAUUAGAAACGAAGAAAGCGCGCAGCCUCAAGCGCCUGGACAGGCGCUGCCCCCUGGUGCUGCGCAGAGAGCGUUGAGAGGACGUGGACGUGGCAUGCCAAGACGGUAA
Messenger RNA from Pseudomassariella vexata, 1674 nucleotides. RefSeq names its product T-complex protein 1 subunit eta. Gene Ontology annotation, biological process: protein folding. The transcript is spliced from 3 exons. NCBI's taxonomy places the organism in Eukaryota, Fungi, Ascomycota, Sordariomycetes, Amphisphaeriales, Pseudomassariaceae. The record is from RefSeq and is a predicted model, not a curated record. The coding region runs from base 1 to 1674 and encodes 557 amino acids. Gene Ontology annotation, molecular function: ATP binding; ATP hydrolysis activity; ATP-dependent protein folding chaperone. Gene Ontology annotation, cellular component: chaperonin-containing T-complex.